AUGUCCGAUCAAAGUAUUGAGAAUAACGGCGCGAAUGGGACUGGAACCCCGGGUGAAGAGGCCACGCCCGGCAGGUGUUUCUCGGCACAGCAGCGAGAACCCGGUCGUCACCCUGCUACUGCGAGGAAGACAUGGAGUAAAGACAUCGACAAAGUCAUAAUGGAGUGUUUCUAUAGAAGUAAUCCUUUUGAUGAGAACGGGAAACCCAUCAGAGGCUACAGACAACGCAUGUUUAGAGAAUGGAGGGAAAGAGGAAAGUUUGGAACAACGGGGCAGCGAAUAUGUGAUCAAGCAAGAACAAGAAGGAAAAAUGGAUGGUUGUCAGAACUUGAGUUGGAGGAAAUAAAAAGAAAGGUGGAUGCUGAAGUUUUAGGAAAUGAAGAAGAGCUGCUACAGGUAGAUGAAGAAGAAAACAAUAAUGAAGAGUACGAUGCAAUGGAGGAGGCAAGAAAGGGGGAGGAGCCAAGGCACGAAGUGGUUGAAAAUGAGGUAGAAACAGAGGAGAGAUUGACAGAAGCAAGUGAUGAAACAAAAGAUAAUGCGGAAAGGCUAAAAGCGAUACUAGUAGAAGGAAAGAGAAGUGAUGGAAUCAUGUUCAAAAAGUUAGAUAGAAAAGCUCUUAAAAUUCAGGUUGACACAGUAAAUGAAGCAAUAAAGUACAUGAAGUGCAGGAACAUCACAGAAACAAACAAUCUGAUCUUAGCUGAAAGUGUAUGGGUUGCAGAGAAAUUUGGGUUGAAAACAGGUGCUCGACAGAAACGAAAUGAACCGUGGUGGAAACGGAGAAUAGAGGGUGAUAUAAGGAAAUUGAGACAUGAUGUUAACUUGCUGGAAAUAGGACUGAAAGGACAAUUAGAUGUGAAGAAGACACAGAAAAUCAAACAACUAAAUGAAAAGUACAGGGUGAACAGAAAGGGGAUAAAAACUGCAAUAGAAGAAUCAAAACAAAGAAUGGUGACAAAAAGUGGAAAACUGAAGAGAUACGAAUACAGAAUUGAACAGUUUAGGCAAAAUAGGAUGUUUGGUUUGAAUCAGAAGUUCUAUGACGAACUUAACAAAAGUUCCAAUUUUUCAAACGAGAUACCGAAUGCGGAAGAGUGUACAAAAUUCUGGGGUGACAUUUGGAGUGUGGAGAAGGAGCACAAUAGAGCUGCUGUGUGGCUGAAAGAGUUGAAGAAAGAAACAGAUCGUGAUGUGAAACACACGCAAGACACGGCGAAAAUUAACACAGAGAAAGUUAAAAAGCAAAGUAGGAAACUUCCGAAUUGGAGAGCACCAGGACCAGAUGGAGUACAGGGACAUUGGCUAAAACACUUCACCGCUCUUCAUGAGAGAAUCGCAUCCCAACCUGAUGGUAUGUUAACAGAAGAGGAGGUCCUUCAACGGACAACACAUGGUCGAACAGUGCUUUGUCAAAAGGAUCCACAGAAAGGCACAGCGGUUGAUAAUUUUCGACCUAGUACCCGCCUUCCAUUAAUGUGGAAACUUUUGACGGGCAUUGUAGCGGAUGAAAUGUACCAAUAUCUAGAACAGAGCAAUAUAUUACCAGAUGAACAGAAAGGAUGUAGGCGAAGAAGCAGGGACACCAAAGAUCAACUACUCAUUGAUAGAGAUUUGACGGCGGCUUAUGAAUGGGGAAAGAAGGAAUACAAGGUCAACCAUUUAUUGUUUAUGGACGACCUGAAGUUAUACGUCAAGACUGAAGAUCAGAUGAGUAUGUUAGUUAGAACCGAUUAUAUGUUCAACAAUGAUAUUGGUAUGGAAUUUGGGAAAGAUUGUUAG
This is a messenger RNA of Penaeus indicus, 1782 nucleotides long. RefSeq lists its product as uncharacterized. Lineage: Eukaryota; Metazoa; Arthropoda; Malacostraca; Decapoda; Penaeidae. The transcript is spliced from 2 exons. Bases 1 to 1782 code for a protein of 593 amino acids. The record is from RefSeq and is a predicted model, not a curated record.